AUGUUCCUCUCUACAAGAUAUAAUCCUUUUCAUGAAUUAGACAGAACCUUCAAUUAUUUUUGGGAUGACGAUUUUACUGAUUUCUUCUCUACCAUUAGAGUUCCUCAAACGAGAAGAAUUUCAAAAGAAGAGCAAUUGAAAAGAAAACUUAAUCAGCUACACUAAGAAGAAAACGAAAUCAAUCACUAUAUUAAGCAAUAUGAAUCUUAAAUCGAAUAAUUGAAGUAAAAUAAAGAACAUGUUGAGAAAUAAAAAAAUUUCAUCACUGAAUAAAUAGCUAAAAUUGCUGAAAUUAAUAAAAAAGAACUAGAAAACAAUUAAAACUAACAACCUAAUAACAGUGAAAAUUAAAAAUCUGAAAGCCAUGUAUUUAAGAAAGUUCACUACAUUUCUGAUGGAAUGGAAAUAGAAGAGCAAUAUGAUAGCACUAAUCCUAAGAACUGCUAUAAGAUAAUUAGAAAAUAAGGAGAAGCUCCAUAAAUAAUUAGUGGAGAACAGAAACAUGCUUAAAUUGAAUAAAACAAUAAAGAAGAGUAGUAAAAAGAAUAAAGAUAGAAACUAGGUAACGGGAUUGAUGAAAAAUUAGAAUAACUCAGUAAAAUGAGUGGAAAAACUCUUUCAGAACUUGAAAAUUUUGUUAUUGAAAAUAAAGAUUUAACUAUUGGAUAACUUUAUGAUAAAGCAAAUGAACUAAAAUUAAUUUGA
Molecule: messenger RNA, 705 nt
Organism: Tetrahymena thermophila SB210
Lineage: Eukaryota; Ciliophora; Oligohymenophorea; Hymenostomatida; Tetrahymenidae
Exons: 1
Source: RefSeq, a predicted model, not a curated record